Messenger RNA from Periconia digitata, 1842 nucleotides. The record is from the annotation of a GenBank genome assembly. NCBI's taxonomy places the organism in Eukaryota, Fungi, Ascomycota, Dothideomycetes, Pleosporales, Periconiaceae.
AUGAUUAGCUCGCCUUUUACUUUUCUAGGUCUCAAUUAUCUAUGGUCAAAAGAAGUUCGAGCAGUGGUAAGUGCCCAUUGGAUGUGGGCUGUGAUAUCCGUUCGCGAUGCGCAUAAUGCAUUCAAACAGGGGACAAUCUCUGACAUUUCCCUCGCUUUGAGAAGACAAAUAAAGCACUCAAAUCUGCUUCAUAUUGUCCAUCAUACUGUCGAAUCGAAACUUUUCUUUUUCUGCCUAACGGCCCUUUUCUGCUUCCUUGCAGCCAUUGUUGGUCCUGCAUCGGCUUUGCUACUUUUGCCAAGUACUGCUUGGCUUCCAGCAGGGAGCACGCAUAUCAAUCUCAACGGUAGUUCAGAUCAAUUGUGGCCACAGCAUCUAGAAGAGAGACAUGCCGGUCCUCAGAGCUGUGACACGGGCGACGAGUACUUCUGUCUACAGGGUGGUUGGACCAUUAUGGAUGGUUUCGUGACACCUUCGGGAUCGUCAGAUCGGGAGACUUACGUUAAUGAAGGCGGUGCUUCUCGAGCGAUGUGGGUAUGGCGUCAAGACGACACAUGGGCUACAACGCUUCACGGUGCCACUGCGUCGAUUGCUUCUCGAUUACAUCAAGACCAUGAGCGAGCUUGGCAGUUCGCGACGGGAAGGCGAAGGAGACUGCGGGAUGCUGUGAACUCGGGCGUGUUCGUGCGUGUGUCAGCCCCCGUUCCAUUUGCUCGUGUCCUUUGUGGUCCCAUUAAGCCGGUCAACGAUACUUCUCCGACUUUACUCUUUCCCAUUCUUCACCCCCAAGAAUCGUGGCGAGAAGAGGCAGAUGUUGGGAGAUUGGAAGAAGCGAAUGUAAAUGGAUCAUUCACUUCACUGGUAAAUGCAAAAUGGAUGAAACUACCUGCAAAAUUCGGGACAUCGACAGCCGGGCUUGCGUUUGUAACAAAAGUGCAGGAUCGUGUGGCAGGAUGCGGCUGCUCUGUUGAUGCUAGAUGGGCGACAGGAGAAUACCUUCUACAAGGUCAGACAACCAACUGGCAGGCUUUUCUUGGGAAAAAUCAACUGCCCAGUGCCCUGAAAUUUUUCUCUGACCAAAAGGAGGCUUUUUCAGAAACAACUAUUCAGAAGAAUGUGGGACAGCCUAUAUCGGCAGACGCCGAAUGGCUCGCGCGCUUAUCGACUCAAAACAACAAAACCGCACCAGUUAUCCGGACUGCUUUAGAGCAUUUGCUUGUAUCUACAAGACUGUGGGAUAUGCAAUGGGUUCUUGAAGAUCAGUUCACCCCAAUCAAAGAGCUUGAGGCAAUCAUCGCUUUGUACUUUGUAAACGCUAUUUCGCGAAUCGGAUGGUACCCCCAGACCAAUCCUGGGAAAGAAGGUGUCAAUCCAUCAUUGGUGGACGAAUCAGUGGUUGACGAUAAACUAUUACACCAGAACAUUCGAGUCGGAAACAUUUCUCACGAUAUCGCAACGCAGACAGCUACGAUCGAAUGGUUCACUUACGCAACCGGUUGGCAGCUGAAUGAUUCUGCACUUUACAUCUCGGUCACCAUUCUCGCACUCCACACUCUUAUCGUUGUAGUACAUAUCAUCGUAUUGUUUUGGACCCGGUCUUCGUUCAAAGCUUGGGCUUCAAUCUCAGAUUUGUUAGCGCUGGCUUACCUCUCUUCCCCAUCAGUGGGAGCAUUGGAGAAUUGUGGCCCCGGUAUCAAGUUGAAGGAGACACUGCUCCAGAAGUUUAAGAUAAUUCCUGUUGCAAGCUCGGUCGGUGGGAAUGUGCAACAGGUUCAGUUGGUUUCCUCAAGUGCUAGUACAUCCAACAUGGGUUCUAUUGGAGUCAAUCAAGAAUACAUUUAG